AUGCAGCCACCGCCACAGAGGAAGGUAUAUUCUAUUCAGGCUUAAAAGAAUGGGGCUAGGAAAUUUUCCGUUGCUUACGAAAGCGUCUUGUUUUGUUCCACUGCAGGGUAAAUUGGUCCAACUUCUACGCAAUGUACAAACAGAGCAAUUCUCGAAAUUGCAACAGCGAUACCAAUUACAGACCGAUUUACUCGAAGACGUCAGGUACAUGUUCUCAAGGUUUUUAUCACGGCAACACGGGCCGUUUAGAGGCGCGUUAACUAACCAUCGUACCGUUUUAGAUCUUACAUGAAACAGAAGUCUGGCAUCGAACGUGACUAUGCUCAGGUGAGUUCGUAGAGUAUGCCCUAUACAAUUCUACCAUCCGAUAAAACUCAAGUGUUUAUGUCGUGUGAUUAGUUUUUAAUUAGGGCACUACACCACAGCUGAUGCUCGUAUUGUUUACAAUAAAUUCAGUAUGGCGUUUGUGUGGAGUUGUAUACACAAAAUCCUUUUGUAUUUGUUUAAAUUCGCGAUAGUCUGUCAGCUUUCUGUUUUGAAAUUUCUACUCGGCUUGACUUUGUGGUUCGUGCUACCUGCAUGUUUUUGUGAGAUUAUCUUCUCACACUAGUUUGGGAAUGGCUUUAAUACGAAAUUUGUUCAAAUAAAACGCCCCGAUCGAAGGAAGUUAUCGACAGGCAAUGAUGCAUUGAUUGUAUUCUUGAAUCUUGUUGAAAACAAAGAAACUGUAAUGAAAAAAUUACCAUUUUAAAAUUGAGACAAUCUCGACGUGGAAAAAAAUCGGUUUGUUGUGGCAAUUCUUGAGAUCGAAAAAAAAUAAUUUGUUGUGAUUUGGAUAGCAUAUUUGCCUUAAAGUUUGAAAGUUAUUGAUAAUUUAAUGGGGAUAUUUUGAUAUGUAUAUAUAUUUAUAUAUCCUUGUUGACAUAAUUGAAUUCAAAAUAGUUUACAAAUCCUUCGUGAACUUUAUUGUGUAUAUAGUAUGUGUAGCAUUAUGGGACAAUGACAGUUUGUACUAGCUGCCAAUUCUUUCAUGCAGUUUGAUUAAUAUAGGGCUUGCCAAUUCUUAAAUCUUAACUGUUGAAUGUUUUUGAUUUCAACAACUUAUCAUCUAGCAAAAGAAUUUUCAAAUAUCAGAUAUAAUGUUAUUAUCCUAUAUGUACUUGAGGUGCAUGAUUUUAAAUAUUAAAAUAGCUCACUUCUCAUUGUGUCAGAGGGGAUUUAUUAUUUGUCCAGUCGAAACCUCUCUUUGCAACUUACACUUCUUGUAAGCAGAUUAAACUCUCAAAUUAAAUCAGACAGUAUUUCUUGAGUCCUUGUGAACUGCUAUAUUAUGACCUCUCUUAAGCAUAUCAGACGCCAUAUAUUAACCCGGUAACAAAAAUGUAAUCCAGUUGCAGACAGAGGAAGAAAUUUUCAACAAAUAUGCCAAAGGGGUUCCGGUGUCCAUUUGAGGCUCUGAGAUAUGAUGUUGGUAACCUGAUUAAAUGAAUAAAAAGUUCUGAGCACUAGUUGUGCCAUUUGGCUGACAUUAGAUAUGUUUUCUAAGAUAAUCAAUCAUGUUGAUUUAGCAUUGUUGUUUAAUGUACAGUUAUAACUAUUGAUUUUGAUUAUCAGUAUAGAGCUCUAAGGAAUGCAACACAGAACAAAACAGAUUGCAUAAAAUGCAUGUUGUGGCAUAUGACAGGAUCGUACAUUGUUUGGUAUAUUGCUAACUUUAGCUUAAGUUUUAUUUAAUAGUCAUAUUGACAAUGUUAUAUGGGUGCAUGUGAUUGCAUGUUUGCCACUUUAUUGCUCUUAAUUUGAACAAUGCUUGUGAAUUGUGAUAUUUGGUACCAGAUUAUACAUGCAUGGUGUCUUUCCAGGUUGUAUGUCUUUCAAAAUUAUUAGGGGGUGCCCCCCUGCCCUACCCUAGUUUCCACCACUGAUGCAGACACCAAAAUAAAAAUCUGAAGUAUAAUUUUAGCCUCUUCUGUAAGUCCAUUUUCAUUAACCCAUUAAGCGCCAGCACUCUCCCCUUGACGAGUAAAAUCGUCUGGCGUUAGACAGAGUAAAAUAAUAAAGUAGGGCGCAUUAGGGCGCAAUGUGACUCAAUGGGUUAAAUAGACGCAUGGGCAGAUAGGCCAGUUAACCCAUUAAGCGCCAGCACUCUCCCCUUGACGAGUAAAAUUGUCUGGUGUUAGACAGAGUAAAAUAAUAAAGUACGGUGCAUCAGGGCGCAAUGUGACUAAAUGGGUUAAUUACUUUCUUUAAAGUGGAAGUCAAGUCUGUUCUGCGCAUCGGUUCUGCUCAUAACAAUGUGAGGACCUAGCUAGCUCUAAUGUGGAACAUUGCCCAAAUUUCGAAUGUUUCGAAUUUUUCUGAACAUAAACUCUAUUUCAUAUUCAUUUUGAAGCAUAAGCGAACCAAAAUGCAACCAAAAUGGUGUUAGAUAUUCAGAGAGUACAUCAUAUUUUAAAAAAUACAGCAGUUCAGAAUGUAAACAAACCGUUCUGUUUACAUUACGCACUUGACUUCCACUUUAAAGUAGUCUAUUGAUAUAGACGCUGUGUUGAAAUACCUUGGGUGAAUUAAGAUUUAAGAACAUUUGUUUCAUGUUGAAUGUUGAUUAUAAGGACUAAUCUAAUGAAGGAAGGCAAACAUUUAUCAUUAUUUCGGUGACAAAUGUUUAGUCUACAAUUAAAUAGUAAUGACCUCUCAUUGUAGUCUGAUAUUGAUUAUGACAGUUUUGAGUAGAAAUAAGAAAUAUCACAAACUUAUUUGGUUUUCUGGUUAAUUCAGUCAAAAUUUUGGACUAAAACAGUUCUAAUUACUCUGAGUGUAUAUCCACACCGGGCAGGCCUGAAAAAUAUGACUGGCCACAGUGGGAAUUGAACCUAUGAGUACAACCAACUAGCCCAAUGCUCUGCCAACUGAGCUACGCGGUCAAGUUGGUUCGAGUACGGUAUGUGAUACUUCGGAACUGAGUCUAGUUCCUUUGAUAUCAAUGUAAUCUAAUAAUCAUGAUAUUUGCUGUGUUGGUGUAAUGUACUCAGGUGAAUAUGAUGCUAAGCAGCUUGUGAAUAAGAUGUUGUAGGUUCAAUUCCCACCGUGGCCAGGCAUAUUUUUCAGGCCUGCCCGGUGUGGAUAUACACUCAGAGUAACAUCACAAGCAUCUUAUUCACCUGAGUACAUUACACCAACACAGCAAAUAUCAGUUCUAAUUAAUUUCGAGUUUGGUGAUACCGCUGCAGGUGCUGGUAUUGAUCUGUCAAUUUCACCUGAGUUUACAUGGAGAGAAUGUCCUCAUUUUUUAAUCUCAUCUUCUAAUGGGAUGGCCCAAGAUCUUUCUUAAUUUCUGUUGCCUGGGAUUUCCGUUUCCCAUGUAGAACCGAAUUACAUCUACAUGGUGCUAGCCUUGGCAUUCCAUUUUUUUUCCAUAUGCCUCCUAAUUUCAUUCAUAUAAAGCACUUGAAGAAUUGAAGUGUAUUGCCCCUGUGCUUGUGGUGUGUUAAAUUGCAGUAUUUUAGUUGGUUCGAUUCCUGCUAGGGACUUAUACAGUAGCUGUUCGUGCAUGGUUAGGUCUAAUAAAUGUGUGUUGUGCAUUCUAUAAAUUAAAAAUAAAAUAAUAAAAUCUUAGAAGAAUUGACCACCAAUUAUAGCGUUCCAAUUCAUGCAAUGAUUAGGGAUCAUAACAUUUUAGUCAUAAUAAGAUUGGAGACAUUGAGUAUAGUUAAAUAUUAAUCACCUGAGAAUUCAUCGUGAUAAUAGCGCGAUAUAAAAUAUGACCACUUAUAGUAUAAUCAAUUUAUAAAUAUGUAUAAGUUGAAUAAGUUUUAAUUACUCCAAAAAACUGCACAUGGAUCCCUAUAUAGGGAUUCAACUACCUGAAAAAUACAAGUAAAGCUUCGUCUUCAGAGUAAUCGUCUUCGAUAUUUCCAGCGUUAUCCCAUACCUGUGCUAACAGCGGCUCAUGGCUGUAGAAAGUAGGAAGUUAUGGAGCGACGCUACCUCCAAGCUCUAAAGGGCUAACUCCAAACCAAAAAAUACACUUGAGUAACUUGUGUAAUUCAAGACUGAGUUGAAAUAUGAAUUCUGGAGUUACUGAAAAACUCCAAAAAUGAUUUGGAGCUAAGUAUACAACUGCAAAAAUAAUUUAGGAGCUAGGUAUCUAAGCCUGGAGUUACUGGCUAACUCCAAUAAUCAUUUGGAGCUACGUAUAACUCCAAAAAUCAUGAAAAAACAAGGUAUCUAAGCCUUGAGUUACUGCCUAACUCCAAAAAGUAUGUGUAUAGCGAGGCGAGUCAGCCUAUAGCCGCUAGGAACAUACAUGUAAGGUUGAAGUUACUUGCUGUGUUGCUAACUCCAAAAAUCAUUUGGAGCUUGUUAUCUAAGCCAGGAGUUACUGACUAACUGGAAUAACUGCAAGAACUCUCAGAAUGCACUUCUAUAUUCCACUGUAUUAAAUAAGACUGAAAUAUCCACAAUAUGCGCAUAAACAUGACAUUGACACACUUGGCAUUUUGUUCUCGUUCAGAGGCUAAAUUUUGAUCUGCAUUUGAGGCAAAGUGGCAAACCCAUUCUCGUACACCGCGUCCUUGUCAUGCUCUGUUGAUCGUGUGUAAGGCGGGCUCUGGGUACGAGAAUGUGGCAUAGUCUAGCUCCAUUAAAGAUUGGCUACCUCCACAAAAAUAAAAUCUACAGGUAUGCAGCGGCUUUCUGAUUGUUUCCGAGCAGGUGAGUUUUUGCCUUUCGCCGAACUCGCUCACGAUAAAGCUGCUUACGUUGCCAAAAAAUGUAAAUGGCGGACAAAAACCCCUCAACUUUAAAGAUCUUUUUGGGUAACUAACCUGCUAGAAAAGCCAAAGAAGGCAAUUUGGAUGUAGAUAAAGAAAUACUAAGAGCCCAAUAAUUUUUUGGCCGAGAAAAUGUUGACAAUAUCUCGACGAAUAUAUCACAAAGUCAAAGAGCGGGCGUCCCAAAACAACUAAAAAGUUUCGCAGAUAAAAACCGAAAGUACGUGCAGGUUCGGUGCGUCCGUGGUUGACGCCAUUUUUACAAAAAAAAACUCCGGCCAUUUUUGUCACUCCUAAAAACUCCUAAAUCUUUGUUUUUUGUAUUAUUUCUGCUGGAAAUUGCUGUAUCUUAUUGGCUAUCUUUGUUAUUGUUUCAUAUUUUAAGCCAAUCAGAAAGCCAUGAAAUUUGCACUGCUCUAAUCCAAUCAGAAUUGACAAAAUGUUUUCUUGUAUAUCAUUAAUUAACGGGAAAACAGACGGAAAUUCAGUACGGCACGUGUUUUGUUUCCAUUCGCAUUACUCUCUCAAGACUACAUGCCUGUAGGUUUCUUUUGAAAGCUUGUUUAUCUUAAAAUGUCAUCUUUGAUAUGACCGAAUCAAAUCAAAGUUUUGCCUGGGUAACAACAUGAAAAAGUACCGAAACUUCUUUAGUAAUUAAACCAAGAUGAUAUAUUUUUGUCAUUCUCCAAAAACGUCUUUUUUUUCGUGUACGUCAGUCCGGUCAUGCAUAUACAGUAUACGUCUCCUCAGUGGUUGUAAUUGGUGAUACAAUCUUAAAAACAGUGGUAUCAAGUAUACGUAACGAAGUAAAUGUUCUUCGUUACUGUCCUUGAGUUCAGUACUAUUUUUGAGAAGUCAACAUAUAACAAAGUAAACUUUUUCUGGAGUGCUUUUACUUGGAACGAAGUCGUCUUAAGAAGUAACGUUUUACUUCGUUAUUUUCAUUUUGUGGCGAAGUAUUUCGUUACUUUCUCACAUUUGUUUAAUUUUACGUGAUUUAUUCCUGAUUUAUUGUAAUUUUGGGAUAGGUGAUAGGAUCUCUACAUGCGACUGGGAUCUCUCGUUUGUGGCUUACUUAUAAGCAUUUAUUUAAUGGAUUUCUUAUAUCUUCAACGUGGUCUGGAAAAUAGACCAUGCCAUGAAAUAUUGUAUAUAAUAGGUGCACGCAUAUAAUACGUGUGCUGUUUUGUGUCUUUUUUAUGUCAAUCCAUUGGAGAAGUCCCCCCCCCCUCCCCCCCUCUCCCCCCUACACGCUGCAGACAAUUGUACUUUUACUUUUUACUUCAAGUAUUUUUAAGGAUACUUUGUACUUUUUACUUAAUAUUUACGUUUUGCCUCCAGUGCUUCUUACUCUUACUCCAGUCGUUUUAUUGUUAUUACUUCUACUUUUACUUGAGUACAAAUUCAAAGUAAUUUAUAGGCACCACUGUGUAAAAAUUAUAUUUGACUAUAGUUAUAAUUGUUGAUAUUUUGCCUCAAAAUAAUUUAAUUUAAAUGCCAGUAAGCGUAUGAAUCGAUCAAUUUAAUAGUUAAGUACAUAAUCAAUUUAAUAGUUAAGUACAUUGAUAAUUAAGAAAUUAGUUAAUGAAUUAAUGCAAUAAAAAUUGCAAAUUAAAGUUAAAUGUUAAAGUUCUCUUUUUUUCUGUUAAAGGCAUUACAGAAGCUCAAUGCUCAAUACACACAAAAACGCGAUUAUUCCGUUGAAGAUGAAUCGGAUCAAAACUUAAGGUAUAGAUUUUCAUUUCAUUGGCUAAUAUUUAAGGGAAAACACUACCUCAAGUGUUUCUAUAACUGUACAUAUAGAAACAGAGGGGAAAUGUUUUUUGUAUUUCUUUUAUAAUAUAUAGAACUGAAGAAAAGUUUUUAUAGCCAUUUUUCAAUCGAUUAACUUACAAAUUCUGAUUACUUCAGUACAACUGUCCAUUCGAUCUAAAAUAGUUUCAAUUCUCUAAUAGAAUUCAAUAAUAUAAUUUUCUUUUUAAAUUGAGAAUACCCUUUUGUCAAAACUACUAUUAUAGCACAUUCUUUUCGCUUACAGGCGCAUGUUAAAAUUGUUUUGUUUACGUUUUAAAAAUCAAAGCUGCAUGCAAGAUGGGAAAUUUCUCGUGUUUCCAUAUAUAGUUAGAAACCACACUUUUAGAUUAAUCAAAGCUCGCGCAUAUAAAUGUUAUAUUAUUAAAUCAUUUUGUAAUGUGAAUUUGUUUGUGAAGUACGUCUUAUCCAAGUGACCUAUUCCUUAAACGCAACGAGAUUCACGAUUUAAACACAAGGAAUUUAAGGAAGUUCUAAAUAUCCACCGCAUACAAACGAUUUGGAAUAGCAUAGACAACGACUUGAAAAAAUUACCCUUAAAAACAUUCAAAACUGAGUUGAAGAAGAAAAUGUUUGGACACAAUUAACGUUAUUGUAAAGAUUAAAUAUUUUAUAUAGAACUUUUAUAUAGAACUUUUAAUAUUUUAAAUGCAAAUAAGUAUUGAAAAACCCGGAUAGGGAAUACUGUAUUUUAUAAUAGUAAUAAUAAUAGUUUCCAUAUUUAGCUGUAACCUACUGGCCAAUCAGAGGACACGUAGUGACUACUAUAUAUAACUUAUGUUUAUUAUUUAGGGGCGUUUACCACACGUAAACAAGACGAUAACUCACGUCAUUGCUUCAUUGACGUAUUUUUAACAUUUGCUAAUUUUACAUCGACCAUUCGAAUUAAGGUCGCCUUUGAAGGUUUGGAAAAGUUAUCUAGACCAAAUGGAAGAUAUGGCAAAACGAAGAAUUACGGUUGCUGAAAAAGCUCAAACAGACGUUGCUGAUAAAAUAAAAACUGUUAAAUCAAAUAAAAUGACCACUUUUAAAAAGGUAAAAACUAUGAAUAGCUCGAUGAAUUUGCUGGGAUAAUUAUAUCAAAUAAAUUUGGCAUUUUGUUGAUUUAAGAUAAUAGUUUUUCAUAUUUGGUUUUUCAUUCUUUAGUCCCAAGAUCUCUUUCAGAGAAUAUAUGAAGAAUUAAAUUUAUCACUUAGAGAAAUGUCAAAAGUAAGAAUGCCACUGUCGUUUUGGGAAGAAACUUAAAGUGUCGUUUGUCCAAUUUGAUGUAGAAAGUUUCAAUUGUUUUCUUCAAUUCGUUACUGUAGUGUAGGAAAGCUUAUAUGGAAUUACAGAAGCUGGCCGAGAUAGCGGAAAAAGAGACCGGAGAAGCACAAGACAAGUAUGUAUCAAGUAUUUUGUUGUUGUCGCACUACGCAUAACUUGCAGUACGCAGCUCGCAGUACGCAUAACGUACGCAUGACUGAUUGUACAUCAGUACUUAUAGUAUCUGCAGGAAAUAUUAAAUGUUUUUAUGAAAAAAUUUAAAUGUUUAAACAUGAAAUUUUAGAUUAAAGAAAGGUGAAACGUUCUUUAAAUCAAAAGCGACUUUAGAAAAGAAUUUUUCAAAGGUAUGUUGGUAGUAGUUGAUACUCUUGCCGUAUUUAUAUGCAGGAUUGAGUCAGAAGAAGUUUAUAUUUUGUUUUAUUUUAUACUUUAUUUCUAAGUUUGAGCAUUUCUGUUAGAUCGCUAGUGUUCAGUUCAAACAGUACAAAAAUACAUAAUAUUAUAAUAUAUAAUGCAAGAGGGAAAUUGGAAUAUUAUAUAUUAGGUUUAAAUAGACUACCCAUAUUUUUUAUCUUGUACUUUCAAUGAUUCUUGAAAUGGUUUGUAUAUCCGGGUUAUGUUCUUAAUUGUUUUUGAGUUAUUUUGUAAAACGAUCUGGAUGAACGCAAAAACAAUUACUUUCAAUGAUGUUAUAUACUUUUACGACUUUAUAUUUUAGAGCUCCGAGCGAAGAGAGAUCUGUGUACGACAAGCGAACGCGAGUCGGAAUGAAUACCUUCUAUCACUUGCCGCUCUCAAUGGACACAUGAAGAGAUUUCGAGAAAUUGAUUUAACGCAAAUUCUAAAGGUUGGUAUGGCCGUUUUUAUCGCAGCAGAUUUAUAUUAAAGAAAUAUUUGUGGGCAAAAAUUGUAUGCCCAUAUUUGGGGGGAGGGACAUUCAGGUCUAAGUGAUUUUUUAGCUGCACUAAACGUGCACUUUUACACGUCACGGACGUUAAUAACCCCACUGAGAGCUUUUGGAUUGAGAAACUUAAUAGUUAUGUGCCACGUGGGCUUAAUUUAAGGGAAGAGGUUUAAUUAAUUUAUGUAUAGCCAAUUGCUAGACUAUUUAAGCAAGAGACGGAGAUGAUGUAGCGUUAUUCUGAAUUCUAUAUGCGUUGUUAAUUAAACUCAUCCUCAAAUUUAUUUCAACCUAUUCGGUUCCGAUGUAGGACCUUGAUGCAGACUUUUACGAGCAGAUGAAGGAAUAUCAUACGUCAGCAAGUCUUAUGGAAGUUGAAGCAGGCUUAUACGGCCAAGAUGGUUUUAAUGCUAUUGUUUCAAAUGCAGGACUGGUGAGUGUAUAGUACUAGCAACAUUGUUAACGUCUCAAUGCCACGUCUUACUUGUACAUCACAACAUUAUAUAUUUCUUAUCAUACAUAUUUAUGCACAGUUUUGUGAAUAGGUACCGUAAUUGACUUCCUGGUACUUUUAAAGUGCCACUAACCCCAAGUAUGAUUUUUGAUAUGUCUAAUAUUUGCAUCCUUUUACCGCAAAGAAACCAUAGAUAUCUUAUAUACACUAGAUAGUGCAUCUAAUUAUUCUGCAAUUCAAAAAUCAAAGCCGUGAUUGCAGGCUCAGGAUAUUCCCAUGAAAUGAGAAGACUCGUAUGUUUUCUAUUUCUUAAACAGGGAACUUAAACAUUAAGAAGUUAAACCUAUUCCAAAUACAUUUUCAAAUUGUUCAAAUGAUGAAAGUUAUUGUUGUUUUUCAAGUGUUUAUUAGCGAGUGGGAACUACCAACAUGGCCGCCAUCUAUUCAAAUGGUGGUAACCGCUGGAAUAUUCUUGGCUUCAAUUUUACUAAAAGAGAUGCGCUAUCUAGUGUAUAUAAGAUAUCUAUGUAAGAAACAUGCAAAGAGGGGACCACAGUAUGCCCCUUGCAUUUAACCAAAAUGUUGUAUAUCGUUUUAAUUAAGCAUGUUUUUAUCAGCUGAAAAGUCGUUGUUUUGAUGUAAGCAAAAUUUGAGUUUUGGGAAAAUAAUGCGAAAGUCAGUAGCUGGAAGAAUUCUUUAUUAUAAAACACCUCAUAUUUAUCAACUAUGAUGGGAUUGGAUGAACUACAAAUUAGUUUUCCUUUACUUUUAUCCAAACAUUACACAUACCAAAAAUCAUCUUUGCCUUUUGGGAUUAGUGACACUUUACUGUAUUUACUACCAAAAAACAGCUAUUCAUGACAUGUUAUUGAUUCAUUCGUGGUGUUUUUAUCAGAAUAUAGUAAACUAGGCUAUGUUCUGCAGUAAUUUCGAUGUGCUCAUUAAUUUGUGUUCGCAUUAAUUUCGUGGCAGAUUGAUCGCAAUGCAAGUAUUACAUAUUUUCUUGAGAAGAAUGCAAUGUUCCAGAACAAAACGACGUACGCUUUUGAACCAUAUGGCGAAGAUAAGGUAUACGUUAUCUAUACUAAAAUGUUUAUAUCUAGCCUACUCUACGACAGGUAUACAUAAUUCCCUGCGAAGAUAUUUUUUGUUAAAAAAUUUCCUGGCAGCGGUGCUGCUGGCGCUGCCGGGCAUUUUUCAACGCUGCCGUGUUAUGUACGUGCAUAUUCUGUAGGCUGGUUUACACGACAACUGUGUUGGACAAAGCAUGCACGCGGCAGCUGUGCUCAAAUGUUCAGGUCACUAUGGGCACUUGAUUACAUGACAAUUUUUACGAGAGAUGUGGGCACAUCAUGCGCAUCGAACCGCUCCGGGAGAAGAACCAUCACUUUCUAUAGUGACAAUGGUAAUAUUUUGUUAGCUGCAUGUUGAAAUAAAGUUCAAAUAUGGAAACAUUGACGGACGUUUCGGUAUUUCAAAUCACCAUAAGCUUCUUCUCUAAUAGUGCAUAUUACCUAAGAAAUAGAAAAUAUUAUCCAUCCUUGUUUCUAUGAACAUGCAGUUAUAUAUAGUUACUGUAUUUUCAUAUCGAUUAAUAAAUACAAAUCCUCCUUACCUGAGCAUAACUCCACUCGAGGUCGCCCUUUGCACGCGAAUUUUAACUGAAAAUUCGCUUUCUGUUCCGAGGUUCCUGAAUUUCGUUGUCAAAAUUAGAAAUAUCAGAAUUUUUUCUCACAGCGCGCGCGUGUUAAAAUUAUUUUGUUUACGUUUUUAGAAUCAAGCUUAGAGACUGGAAAUUUCCCGUGUUUCAACACAAUUAUAGAAACACGCUUCUCGUCCAAUGACCGAAGUUCUGUUACAAAAAUGCGUUUAACGUUAACAUUUGGUUCUACCUUGAUUAGGUUUCUACCAUCACAACGGACAGUACAGUUGCCCUUGCUGUUGAUAAAGAGGCGAGGAAGUUGGCGACGAAAUACGUGCGAGAACAAAGGUCGUUGAAGAAUAAAUUUUCAAAAAUGAAUGCGUUAGAAUCAAGUCAGGUAUACAGCUUCUUUACAAUAUAUAUAAUAUCAACAUUCACACCAAAUAUACAUGCAUGCAGCAACCCCUCGCAAUUUCAAACCAAAAACCGUAGCUAUAUUUUCCAUGCGAGAAUUUUUAAAUUUCAACAUAUUCCAUUCCCUAACAGACAAAUGAAAAAGAAAAGAAAUUAACAUAAAAAUCCAAAUAUCAUGAUUUUGUUCGGACUCUGUUUUACUUUAUGUUGUUUUAACAUGAAUUGUAGACGCCAGUAUUCAUCGAAAUACACCCUUCCGGAAAGGACUGAUAUAGUCUACUCAAUUAUAGAAAUUAUAUUGAAUUACUUUAUUAUAGGAAAUUAACGAUGCACUUUAUUAACGCGGAUUUUAAAAAUUCGCGUUAAUUUAAUUAAUGUUAAUUUGUGUGAUCGUUAAUUUUAAGUAUGUAAUUUUCAUUUAUCGUUAGUUAAAAAUACCUAGAUUUGCUUUAUAUAACACUAACUCUUUUAAUAUCAAAAUACAGCAUAUUAACGUAAACUAAAAACAUCAGUGCUCCUCUUAACAUUAAACCUUUGUUGUUGUUGUUGUGUCUAUAUUUUCCGAUUCGCGUUAAUUUUAUUAAUUUGUCAACCAUGGAGAUCAGAUUCGCGUUAAUAUAAUCAUGUUUUAAAAGACCUAGAAGCAAUCCGCGUUAAUUUGAUGUCGCGUUAAUUUAUGUCGCGUUAAUAAAGUGCAUCGUUAAUUUCCUAUAAUAAGGUAUUCGAAUAUAAAAAAAAAGGUAAUCCGACAUACCGCGACCGUAGUUUGUCGAAGCUUGAAACUGGAACCAAACAAUUGGGCCUAGUUUAUAAAAUAAAUUAUAUGACAUAUCUUUUAGACUGAUGAAACGUCAGCACCGGCCGACGGACAGGAACCUCCGUUAACCGUAGAAGGUUUGCAGGAAGCGAUACGAAAAGUUGAGGUUAGUUUAUAGCUAAUUCAAAAAAGAUUCUCCUUUGAAACUCUAAACCUCAAACCUUUAACGUUAAAGUAUUAGAACAAAAAGGGCAAUGAGAACACUCAGUGUUUGCCGUAUUCCGUCAGAAAACGUAAUUGUCAUAAUGCUUGUGCAUACAGCCAAGAUUUACGAUGGAGAUCGUUCCCAUUGCACCUUUCGCGCUUAGGUCUAAGGUUUAGAAGGACAAUCUUUUUAGUGUAAAGUUUCUUCGAAUUGUGAUGAGUGGGGAAAAUUCAAACGAAUCAGUCAUUCAGUCAUAGUGUAAACUUUCCGGGGGGGCGUAUACACUGCUACACCACAGAUAGAUGGCAACACUCAGUACACUGUAUGAUUGACUGGUGCAUCAAUGCCAUACAGAGCGAAAAAUUGCAUCAGAUCAAUAGAGCGUAAACAACUAACAGAAGCGGGUGUUUAUAUCAUUCUAUGGCGUUUGUUAUAGACCUUAUUCAUAAAUCGUGACGAGGCCUCGUAUCCUAGGAUACGGGAACAAAACGCGGGAAAACAAGCGAAAACUGCUUGACAAGCCAAAUUCAGAUGCUAUUGUGUCGACUUUCACGGCUUGUUUCUUGUUGCUUUUUGCGAUUUAUAACGAUUUUUGUGUGUAUUUUAAGACUUUGUGCCCACAACGAAAGCGGUAAACGAGUAUAUUAUAAAAGCGACCGGUUUUUCUCGCGUUUUAGUGUGGAAAAAAUGACAACGUAGCGAUGGUGUUUAUCCAGAAGUGGAAAACAGUAUUUUACUGAGAUUUUAACGUCAAUAUAAAGGUUAUUCCGUGAAAAAUCAAGACAGCUAUGGAAUGAAAGUAUAAUUUUUCGAAUUUGACAUUAAUAUAAAAGAAAACAAUAGGUCAAAAAUCACAAGAGAACGUCAAAUGUUAUUGAUUCGUACGGGGGAAUAUGAACUAUGGCUGUGGCUCGAUAACAUUCUGCAAGCAGCUUACAAGUUUAAAAAAUGAAGGCUACAUUACCUGAGUGAGUUGUAAUCCUAUUUCUUCAACAAUAGUUUCAUAUUUCCUACGAUUUUGGUGUUGUAUAGACGUUUUGUAGCCUUGUUGGUUGUUUGUUUUGGCCAUACAAACUACGACAAUAAUACAAAGUCAAAGGUUUCCGUUUUCGAUUGACUCCAGCAUCUUUUGCUUUAAAUAUCAUGUUAUAUUUUCUCAGAAGUAUUUUUUUCAACUUUCAAGCUCAGUUUUAUAGCUAUUAUUUUCGAAAAAAGCCGUAAUAUUCAGGAAAAAAGCUGCCAUAGCCGACUGCAAAAAAAACAUUUUGUCAAUUUUCCCGCGUUUUUCCCCGUUUCCUAGGAUACGAGGCCUCACACGAUUUAUGAAUAAGGUCUAUUAGUCGCCAUUCUCGCCAAAUGCCUUCGACACCGCCAUCUGUAAAAGCCAAGGUUGGUUGUCAUCUGCUAAAGGCCACUCUGAUCGCAUCUUGCCUUAUUUUGUUGGGCGGAGAUAUUUCGCAAAAUCCUGGCCCUGGAUAUCGUAGUUUGGACCACAUUAGGAAGAGCC
This is a messenger RNA of Paramuricea clavata, 13730 nucleotides long. NCBI's taxonomy places the organism in Eukaryota, Metazoa, Cnidaria, Anthozoa, Malacalcyonacea, Plexauridae. The record is from the annotation of a GenBank genome assembly.